Raphanus sativus (radish) is the source of this 1167-nucleotide messenger RNA. RefSeq lists its product as uncharacterized. The transcript has 2 exons. The record is from RefSeq and is a predicted model, not a curated record. Lineage: Eukaryota; Viridiplantae; Streptophyta; Magnoliopsida; Brassicales; Brassicaceae. Bases 180 to 1034 code for a protein of 284 amino acids.
ACCUUUCAAAAUUCCUUGAUAUUUAUCUACUUCUAUUUAAGAUAUUUUUUCCUUUUCAUCACGUUGUGCAAAAGAAAAAAAUAUUAAACAAAGCAGCUCGCUCCUCGUAAUAGUCUGCCGUAUGUUUUUUUAGGUCCCAAAAAAUUGAUACAAGUUUAAAACUUAUCAGGGCUUUAAUUAUGACGACGGCUUUUGUUCCACUGUUUGAUGGGAGUCAUUACGAAUGUUGGAGUUUAAAAAUGAAAACGUUUUUGAAGACUAUGGAUCUAUGGGACGUCGUGGAGACAGGAACUCAGCAAGAACCGCUGCGUGAGAGUUCAUGGUCAUCUAAUGAAUUCAAUGGAGAAUAUUAUACAUCAUCAGCUGAUGGUUACUAUUCAGCAUAUUGGAAACAAUAUAUGGAAGCAAAAGACGUGAACGCACUUUAUUUAAUCCAAACUGCAUUAAGCCAUGAGAUUCUUCCAUGGAUAGCUUUUGCUACUUCAUCAAAGGAAGCAUGGGAAAUUUUGUUAGUGAAAUCAUUAGGUGGUCCUAUAUUUCAAGCUAGAAAGCUAUCUGAUCUCAAGAAGGAGUACAUGGAUAUUAAAAUGAUGGAUUCGGAAACGAUUCAUGAAUUCACUGGAAAACUAAUGGAGCUUGUGUUUCGUAUGAAAUCGUGUGGGUGGAAGGUUGAAGAUAAAGAAUUGGUGAAAAAGAUUAUAUCCUCUUUACCUUCAAAAUUUGACAAAGUCUUGGUGGAUAUUGCGGAAACACUUUCGAUUAGUGUCCUUAUCGAUUGUUUGCUUGUUCACGAAUACAAUAUUAUGAGACAGGUUCAAGAGUACUCUUUGGAAGAAUCAGUUGCUGAAAGUGUUGAUGUGGAAGAAAGUUUUCAAGAAGAAGCUGAAAUAUUAUAUUCUUUGAAUGAGAUCACUCAAUGCCAAGUGAUAUCCAUGGAGAGACAAGGAGAAGUGUCGUCGGUGGUGCAGCAGAAUCAAAAAAUGCUUAUGCAGCUGCAAAAACAAAUGGUGGCCUUAAUGCAACAUACACUCUGAUUUGUUUGGUUUUGGUUUUGGUUUUUUUUCCUUUUUUUAAUGUUUUGGCUUUUUUCUUUUUCUUUUUCUUUUUCUGAAAGUAAUAACUAUGACAUGUGACUAUCCAAAUUAGUGUGGGUUUUAUUCUUAUUAA